Molecule: messenger RNA, 1658 nt
Organism: Lampris incognitus (smalleye Pacific opah)
Lineage: Eukaryota; Metazoa; Chordata; Actinopteri; Lampriformes; Lampridae
Product: coronin-1C-A-like
Exons: 10
Coding region: 3-1442 (479 amino acids)
Biological process (GO): cell migration; actin filament organization
Molecular function (GO): actin filament binding
Source: RefSeq, a predicted model, not a curated record
AUAUGUUGAGGCGAGUAGUGCGACAGAGCAAGUUCCGCCAUGUCUUUGGUCAGGCUGUGAGGAAUGACCAGUGCUAUGACGACAUCCGUGUCUCCAAAGUCACAUGGGAUAGCUCCUUUUGUGCAGUCAACCCCAAGUUUGUAGCCAUCAUCAUAGAGGCUUUUGGGGGUGGAGCUUUCCUUGUCCUACCAUUACAAAAGACUGGGCGUAUAGACAUGGGCUACCCUACAGUGUGUGGACAUCAAGGCCCCGUGUUGGACAUUGACUGGUGUCCUCAUAAUGACCUUGUCAUUGCUAGCGGCUCAGAGGAUUACACCGUCAUGGUUUGGCAAAUCCCUGAGAAUGGGCUUGUUAAUCCCCUUUCAAAGCCCAUUGUUGUGUUGGAAGGGCACUCGAAGCGGGUUGGCAUUGUGACUUGGCACCCAACAGCGCACAAUGUACUCCUCAGUGCAGGUUGUGACAACCAGAUCAUCAUCUGGAAUGUGGGCACAGGAGAGAUGAUGAUCAACCUGGAGGAUAUGCACCCUGAUCUUAUCUUUAGUGUUAGUUGGAGCCACAAUGGCAGCCUCAUCUGCACUACCUGCAAGGAUAAGAAGCUCCGCGUUAUUGACCCUCGCAAGCAAAGACUUGUGGCAGAGAACGAUAAAGCCCACGAGGGUGCCAGGCCAAUGAAAGCAAUUUUUCUAGCAGACGGAAAAAUCUUCACCACUGGCUUCAGUUAUCUGAGUGAGCGCCAACUAGCCUUGUGGAAACCGGAAAACAUGGACGAGCCAUUAUCGAUUCAAGAGAUGGACACUAGUAAUGGAGUUCUGCUGCCCUUCUAUGACCCAGACACCAGUGUAGUGUAUCUCUGUGGAAAGGGUGACAGUAGCAUCAAGUACUUUGAGAUCACAGAUGAAGCACCAUACGUCCACUACCUUAGCACCUUUUCCACCAAGAAGUCCCAGAGGGGCAUGGGAUUCAUGCCCAAGAGAGGCCUGACUGUCAACAAAUGUGAAAUUGCAAGGUUUUAUAAACUGCAUGAGAGAAAAUGUGAACCAAUCAUCAUGACAGUCCCCCGUAAGUCGGACCUAUUCCAGGAUGACUUGUAUCCAGACACAGCUGGACCAGAUCCUUCCCUGGAGGCGGAGGACUGGUUUGCUGGGCAGAAUGGAGACCCCAUCCUUAUCUCAAUGAAAGGGGGUUAUGUCCCUGGGAAGAGCCGUGAACUUAAGGUGGUUAGAACUUAUUCCCUGGAGACUAAGUCAGCCUCUAAAGCUGAAUACACGUCGGGUGUCCCAAAGACAGUGUCUCCACAGGUGAGUAUUAUAAUUUACACUGUUAAAAUGGAAGCCAAACUGGAGGAGGUAGUGAGAGAGUUGAAGUCACUCAGGGACCGUGUCAUCCGUCAACACCAUCGAAUUGCCAACUUGGAAGAGCAAGUUGCCAAGGUUGUCAUGUAAAACACUAUCUGGUCUGAGAACCAUUCAUUACUGCACAGUUCGAUAAAGAACCCAUUUAUGGAUCAGAAUUUUGGAUUUUUUGCCAAAGUUCCUGAGGAUUUGCUUAUCAUGUGAUCACCUCCCUCCAAAGGUUUGCCCAUUCUUUCUGCAUCAUUUUGCUGUGUGAGGUUAUUGUUAUUGCUGCAAACUUAUAAUGUUCAAGAUUGCCCCUGUUGG